Messenger RNA from Nematostella vectensis (starlet sea anemone), 1565 nucleotides. RefSeq names its product lysophospholipase-like protein 1. The record is from RefSeq and is a predicted model, not a curated record. Bases 93 to 827 code for a protein of 244 amino acids. Gene Ontology annotation, cellular component: cytoplasm. Gene Ontology annotation, molecular function: palmitoyl-(protein) hydrolase activity; carboxylic ester hydrolase activity. Gene Ontology annotation, biological process: protein depalmitoylation. Lineage: Eukaryota; Metazoa; Cnidaria; Anthozoa; Actiniaria; Edwardsiidae. The transcript has 2 exons.
AAGGUCAAAAGCUGGAACGCCUGUCAGAAAGUGCCAUCUCUGCUCUCUGCCGGGCGCAAGAUGAAAUUUGGAUGACUUGACGAAGAAAAUAAAUGGCAUUACCUAAGCUUAAGACUGUAGUAAAUCGAGAGCGGUUUAAAAGAAAUGCUGCGGUGUUAUUUUUCCAUGGAGAAGAAGGAUCGGCGUCAAACCUCAAAGAAAGACUAAAAGAAAUGUUAUUACGGAAUUUUGACUUCGAUCACAUUCGCGUUGUGUUCCCACAAGCGCCAGAAAUUAUCUCCAAAGUAGACAGAGAUGAGCGAAGACCCGUAUGGUUCAACCGAAAGGAUUACAGCCCGGCAUUUCCAGAGCAAAUAGACUCUAUCGAGAGAAGUUGCAGCUUGGUCCGCCAGCUUAUCAACGACCUCGUAACAAGUGGAAUUAGAAAAGACAGGAUAGUAUUGGGGGGGUGUGAUAUGGGAGCUCAGAUAGCCAUGCAUGUUGCUUACAGGUAUCUUCCUGAUGUUGCUGGCGUGUUUGGAUUAUCAACUCAUCUAGGACCACUUUCUCAUGUAUACAAAGUUCUCCUUCAUAAAAGGGUGACUCAGUCUGACUUUGAAUGGCCUCCUCUGUUACUCUGCCAUGGCCAUGACGAUAAGCGGGUGAACCUCAAGUGGGCUGCACAUACUGCUGAGUAUUUUAUGGAUUUGAAUGUUGAGACAGAACUGCAGGUGUAUUACGGACAGAACCAUGAACUCAGUGUUCACCAGGUCAAUCAUUUGAAAGAAUGGAUCAUAAAAACAUUACCAGACAAAAAUACUAUAAUCGGCCCUGACUUGAGAUGUUGAUUGCUAACCCAUGAAUACAGUUAAAUACAACCCUUUGCUAUUCACAUUAUUUAUAUGGAAAGAAUGCUCUCAGGGGCGUAGCCAGGCUGGUAGCCCCACUCUUCUAGCAGCCAAAAAUACAGUAAAUGUAUGAGACAUCUAAAAUACAGGCCCCCUCCUGUUAAAAAUCCUGACUAUUCUACUCUGCUUCCUCAACAAAACCCUUGUGAGGUAAAUUAGGAAACAUGGAAUAUCUUUAUUGGUUGCACAGUCAUGAUCCUUAUAGCCCAGUCUGCCUCUAAGUGGGCUAUCACAUAAUUUUCACUCCAUGAUGCAUAAGAUAUCAUGUGAGAUUUGAUGACUAAGCAACAGAAAAGUUUCCUUAAAAUAAAUAAUCAUUCCACUGUGGAUUUUUUAUUUAAGUCUUGAAAUAUAACAUAUUUUGAAUUAACGUAAGCACAACCUACUAGCUUUUACAAUAUUCUUUGUCCAUUUGCUUCAGAAUACUUUAUAUUCCAUCAGAACUAGCUGUCUGUACUUCCUUUACAUCUAUUUACAUUGCACAUUGGUCGAUCCUUUGCCCAGGGCAUUUCACUCUUGGUUUCAUUUUACCCACCAAUAUUGUAAGCAAUAUCAGGCUGCUCAUGCUGUAAAGUUAAAAAAGGCAGAGAGUGCAUGAGCAAGACAAGAAACAGUUGAUUUCUUUGAUACCUCUAACAUGCAAGGUCUUUGCAAAGUAAGCUUAUAUGAUUAACCAAA